AAUGACUCCUGUGUGCAGCAAUGCAUUGCAAAGCUUCAGCUUCACCCACAGCAACCCACAGCUGUGCGGAAAUGACACAGCAGGCCAGUACCGUCACGUCACGCGAGAGGGCACUAGCAGGAAAAAAACACGGCGGCGAUCGAGAAACACGGACAACAGUUACCCGUGGACAAAACCACAGGGAUAAUCACAGCGGACAUGUUUAACACGCCUUAAACUAUUGCAGAAGGCUGCAGAGAAACACAGAGGAUAUGAAUGUCAUCAAGCAUGAAGACAACGUAGAGAGAGAGAUGCUUGAGAAAGGAGGAAAAACAUCAAAAGAAAUUAAGACAGAGGAAGAUUCAGAAAUACUACAAGGCUGUCAUGGGACUUCAGAAACUGCUGUGGGAAAGUCCCUGGGUGCCGCCUUAGACGGCAUCUCUACAUGCUCUGAAGCCCAGCAAGACUCAGAGGAUAUGAGUAUAAACACAGACCAACCUAUAAGCAGGAAGAGGGUCAAACUUGCCAGUGAGGUUGGGGAACAUGUGCAAGAGAAAGGGUGUGAAGAAUCCACAAUGUCGCCACUCCAUAGCCUUACGUCUGACAAGAAGGAUGCUGCCCAGGAGAAGACCAUUGCCUCAUACAGGAAACCUCUGUACAGCAUCUCCCAUCGCAUUACAGAGAAGAAAGCUGCUUCAAGUCUGGACCAGCAUGGACAGCAUGAAGCAGGGGUUCGGUUGAACAGUAUCCUGUUACCUAAACUGUGCAGUUCGGGGCCGAAUAACCGGUGUGAGUCAAGCCUCACCCAAGGGGGUUCAGCUGCUGCUACCCCAACAGACCCAAACCUCUACCCUUUGAUCGAGAAAAUGUUCUUCAUUCUCAACACACUGAACACAAGCAUGACUCAGCUGCACAGCAAAGUGGACUUGCUGUCUCUCGAGGUUACGCGUAUAAAGAAACAAAUCAAACCCUCUGAAAUGGCAAUGGAGUUCCAGCCCCCGCCAGAAUAUCAGCUAACAAGUGAGGAGCUUGCUCAGCUGAUGGAGCAGACGUCCACUGCUGGGGAGCUCGGGUGCAGGCUGCUGGUCCAGCUGUUUCCUGAGCUGUUUACAGCCAAGGAUGGUAGUCAUGGCUGCGGCGCCUGUGGUAUAGCUGGCAAAAGGACUCUUGACUCCCUUCACCUUCAGCUCAUACGCAACUAUGUGGAAGUCUGCUACCCGCUGGUAAAGAACAGCAAUGUUUGGCAGACGGAGUGCCUCCUACAAAUUAAUGACUUUUUUAAUCGUUUCUGGGCCCAAAAGGACAUGGAAAAUGGCCAGCCUCAUGGCAAACAGACUCCAGUUGGCCUUGGCUUUGAGGUAGACCAGAGUCAGCCUUGCCAUUUCAUCAAUGAGGAUGGACAGGAUGAGAGACUUUCAGUGUCCAGUGACAACAGCAAUGGUCCCCUUAACAUCUCCUCAGACCUCAUAUUGGAUUCCCAGGAGGUGGGGGAGGAACUUGAUGACCUCUCUUCCCCUGAUGACUUUGUCAUUUUGUUGUUAAAUAGGCUUUUCCCAGAGAUCUUUGAGGAGGGCAAAUUGCCCGAGGGUUACAGUGGUUGUAACAGCAUCGGGAAGUUAUUACUGGACUCUGACAGGUUAGAGAUCAUUCGCAAGUAUAUGGAAGCUAAUUUUCCUGAUAUGCCUGAGGACACAUGGCUACAGAUCUGUAUUCAGCGAAUGGAAGAAGCACUGGAGGCAAUUCCAGGAAAUGGAAAUGACCUGGACAACAUGCAGGAUGAGAGCUUUGACACAAAUCUGCCAGACGAUAUUUCUAUUGUUAAAAUCAGUGAGUUUGGUGAUUUUGAUCGUCCAAAUCGCAGGACUAAAAAAUCAUGGUUGGCACCCAUGGAUUUUGACACGCUUGAGAUGCCUCUUCCUGAUUUUGAUGUACCACAGGAAUAUCUCCUUACAAAAGAGCAGCUUAAGAAUAACUAUGAUUGUAGCUUGUCCAUAGGGAAUUUUGCUUCCCGCUUGCUUGUUCUUAUGUUUCCAGAGUUGUUCACGUAUGAGAAUGCACGAAAGCAUUACAACUGUAGUGGUACCUUAGGCAAGAAGCAGCUUGAUCCAAUUAGGAUCAGAUUGAUCCGUCAUUAUGUUCAGCUGUUAUACCCCCGGGCCAAGAAUGACCGAGUGUGGACCCUUGAGUUUGUGGACAAAUUAGAUGAGCGGUGCCGGCGGAGGGACACGGAGCAGCGCCGCUCAUACCAACAGCAACGGAAAGUUUUUGUUCCGAAAUCGGAGCAAGAGUUUGUAACUGCCAGCCAAAUAAGCCAACUGACCUCUGAGCGCCUGAAAGAGGACUACGAAAUGCCACCUGUUCCCCCUGAAAAAAGUAGCAAAGACUUUUGCAAGAUCCCUCUGGAAGAGCUUGCCGUGCCUCCUCCUGACUUUCCUGUGCCUUCUGUGUACCUGCUGUCAGAUUCUGAGGUGAGGGAGAUUGUUCAGCAGAGUCUUUCAGUGGGGAACUUUGCCGCCCGCUUGCUAGUGCGUCUCUUUCCAGAGCUCUUUACCCAGGAGAACCUGCGGCUUCAGUACAAUCACUCUGGCGCCUGCAACAAAAAGCAGCUGGACCCGGUCCGUCUGCGCUUGAUUCGCCAUUACGUAGAAGCUGUGUACCCAGUGGACAAGAUGGAAGAGGUGUGGCACUAUGAGUGUGUUCCGAGCAUCGAUGAGCGUUGUAGACGGCCUAAUCGGAAAAAGUGUGACAUUCUAAAGAAGGCCAAGAGAUCGAGCACUGUGUCAUACUCUUAACACCUCUCUACAAUGUCUUGUUUUUGUAUUUCUCACAAACAUGUAUUAUUUGCACAAGUACCUAAGCUGAAGAUUAUAGUUAAACUUUUACAAAAUGUCCAUGGCGAGGACCAAGUAUGUAGAAUGAGGCCAAGCUGAUGGUCCGUCCUCUUACAGGAUGUGUUGUAAAAAUGUAGCUGCCGCACCAGACAGUAUAGCUUCUUAACAGGGCUUGAAAUUAACUUUCUGAUUUGCCUUUCACAGUCUGCUACUUAUCAGCCACUCACAUCAGUUGACAUGUAAAUGGCAUAGAGUGGCAAAUCAUGUUUCAUCUUCAAAACAAUUUAGUUAGCAGCAGGUAGGGAAUUGCCACAUCACUGGUAACACUGCAGUAUUGGUAAGUGGAUGUUAAUUUCUAGCCCUGGUUUAUAAUCACUAUCCUUUGGUAGUGAGAGGGUAGUACUUAUUUAAAUGCCAAAAUAUUACUGUUGUAAUUAUAAUUUUUAACAUGUUGAUAAGCUAUUGUAGCCUUAACAGAAAAACAUGACAUUAACACUAAUGCAACAAAAUAGGUCACAAACAAGGUUUUAAAAGCUGGCAACAAACUGAUUUCUAAUUUAGAUGUAGCAGUGUUCCAGUACUCGUCUUUUGUAACAAAGAUGUUAUGUCAUAAAAUGGUAAAUGGUCCCUUAAAUCUGUAUUUAACUAUUGCAACAGGUGGUCACUCUAUUUUUAAAUAAAUAAGCAACAUUACAAUGUAAAAUUAAAGAUGUUAUUUUAUUCCA
Molecule: messenger RNA, 3535 nt
Organism: Sardina pilchardus (European sardine)
Lineage: Eukaryota; Metazoa; Chordata; Actinopteri; Clupeiformes; Clupeidae
Gene: bend3
Product: BEN domain containing 3
Exons: 4
Coding region: 252-2771 (839 amino acids)
Biological process (GO): negative regulation of transcription by RNA polymerase II; rDNA heterochromatin formation
Cellular component (GO): heterochromatin
Molecular function (GO): rDNA binding
Source: RefSeq, a predicted model, not a curated record